AUGGCGCAAGGCCGGCCCCGCCGCAAGAAGAUGGUCGUGUCUUCUGACGACGAUGAAGACGACCCGGUGGCCACUGUCGACCCGGAAGAGACGCUUGUCCAACACGAGGCCACCGACGGCACCGGAGACAAGCCUAUCAGUCAACAAAUCCCCUCCAACCCUCGACGGAGUCGUCAGCCUAACAAGUCUGCUAUCGAGGCACAGCCCAAACGUGCGAACAAGUCCAUCUUCUCCUUCUUCAACCCAACUACACAACGCCAACAGGCCUCGUCUCAGGACUCGACAACCCCACUAGCCUCUGCCAACCCCGAUCCGAGAGAACUAAACAUUGAGGAUGACAUUUCAGCCGACGAGGCCACACUGUCUCAACCUUCCCAGAUCGCCCAGACCUUGCGCAAAAGGAAGCUCAUUAGGGAUGACAUUGGGGACAGCUCGAGGGAUGGCGCACCAGCAGCCUCACAAAAGUUUCGCAAAGUCUCUGCCGGGACUAGAGCACCCACAAACUCGACAUUCGCCCCGUCCGACACAAGGCCAUGGACCGAACGCUUCGCUCCUGUCGACUUGUCCGAGCUUGCUGUGCACAAGCGAAAGAUUACAGAUGUUCGCAGUGUCCUGGAGUCUGCUCUGUCUGAUCGUCCAAGGCCGAGGCUGAUUGUUUUGAAAGGUGCGGCCGGUACUGCCAAAACAACUACUUUCAGUCUUUUGGCGAAAGAGAUGGGUAUUGGCAUAAUGGAAUGGAAGAGUCCAGUCGGUGCCGAUGCUGCAAGCAGUGCUUUCACGUCUUAUUCGAGCCAGUUUGAAGACUUUGUCUUUAGAAGCGACAAGUUUGCUGGUCUGGACCUGAUUCGAAGUGAUGGUACAGCCCAGCCAGCUCCUGCCAUCAAAGACCAUGCCAAACAAAUUAUGCUCGUCGAGGAGUUUCCCAACACUUUCGCCAAAUCUUCUCCUGCUCUGCAGAUUUUCAGGAACACUAUUUUGCAAUACCUGGCUGCACCGACAUCAUCGAAUCCCACACCCAUGGUCAUGAUCGUUUCGGAAGCUCUGCUUUCAACCACAACUGCGUCCGCCGACAGUUUCACUGCUCAUCGUUUGCUUGGUCCUGCCAUUCUGAAUCACCCACAGACUGCCUCAAUCGAGUUCAACAACAUUGCUCCCACCAUCCUGACGAAAGCUCUGGAUGCAAUAAUCAUCAAAGAAUCUCGCAAGUCAGGUAGACGCUUUGCACCUGGUCCUGCCGUGCUCAAACAUCUGGCAGAGACUGGUGAUGUCCGUAGUGCUAUAUCUUCCCUCGAAUUUCUGUGUCUUGCUGGCGAUGACAGUGGUGCUUGGUCAUCAAAGGUCGCUUUCACAAGGCCUAAAGGUCGUGCAGAAGCCGCCUUGACUAGGCAAGAACAAGAAGCCUUGAAGGUGAUCAGCAACCGGGAGAGUAGUCUUGGAAUAUUCCAUGCUGUCGGUAGGGUCGUAUACAACAAGCGUAUCGACCCUUCUAGCCCUGUCCCUCAACCUCCGACAUACUUUCCUCAACAUCGCAAGCCAAAAGUUCCCGAACAUGAUCCUAACAAUCUGAUUGAUGAAGUUGGCACCGACACGUCAACAUUCAUCGGUGCGCUGCAGGAGAACUAUGCCUUGUCUUGCUCGUCUUCGUCGAGCGAAGAUGCAAUGGACUCACUCAAUGGCUGCAUCGAUGCUUUAUCAGAUUUUGACAUGCUAUCUUGCGAUCGCUUUGGCUUUGGAACACGGAUGUCGUCAGGCUCUGCCCAGGACAAUCUCCGUCAAGAUGAUAUUUCUUUUCAGACUGCUGUUCGCGGUGUCCUCUUCUGGCUACCAACUCCGGUCAACAGGCUGGCGGGCCUGCCUCGAGGGGCCAAGCGUGGUGAUGAGUUCAAAAUGUUCUUUCCCUCGAGCUCUAAGUUGUGGAAAGAGAAGGAGGAAUUUGAGGCCACGUUUGAGACUGUGCUAUCAACAAUGCACAAGUUGGCUGUGGGCUCAAGCUCUGAUUUUACGUCUGCAAACACAGAAGGCGUGGCAGCAUGGAAGCGCCAGCAGAUACUGGACGUGCCUUCAGACGAGCAAAAUGCCGACUUAGCCUCCUCCCCUUCAUUCUCGAAAACCCUUCUCAGCUCUGGUGCAAGAACAGAGUUACUGCUUGAACGCCUUCCUUACGCCUCCCAGAUAUUGCCUCGCUACAAGGACACACCACCCUCAUUUAUUGCAGGUGUCAACACUCUGACUCGCAUCUCUGUUUUGAAUUCUUCGUCCACCGCUCUCGAUGAUGCAGCCCUGGAUGUGAUGGAGGAUAACGAUGCCGACAUGCAGCAAUCGGAGUGGACUGAUCGCUCAGAUCCAGAGUCCGCCGCGACGAAGAGAGGCAAGAAACAGCAGAAUCAGAAGGGAGAUUUUGAGGGAGGUGGUUUACAUAUACCCGUGGAGCAUGCGGUGGAGAAGCUUGUACUCAGUGAUGACGAUAUCGAGGAUUGA
Molecule: messenger RNA, 2478 nt
Organism: Aureobasidium vineae
Lineage: Eukaryota; Fungi; Ascomycota; Dothideomycetes; Dothideales; Saccotheciaceae
Source: the annotation of a GenBank genome assembly